UAUUUCGCCACACAAACACAUGGCCUGUGCAAGCGACGACACUCUGGACAGACGAUUUCUGUUUUCAAUCUUGAAGAAUUUUAGGAAACGUGUAGACCUGAUGUUGUAAGAACAAGAAAACCUCGUGAAUUCGUGUCCUAUCAAAAGCACAAAGCUGUAAGAAAAAUGUAUUACAAACGUAUGUUGACUAUACUAUUAACUUUAUUUGCUGCCACAUUUUUUAUUAGUGGUAGUUAUGGGGUCGCUGUCAUGAGUAUUGAUAUUGGCAGUGAAUGGAUGAAAGUUGCUAUUGUGUCUCCUGGAGUUCCUAUGGAAAUUGCCUUGAAUAAAGAAUCCAAAAGAAAAACACCAGUUACCAUAGCAUUUAGAGAUGGAGAACGUACCUUUGGAGAGGAUGCUCAGGUGGUUGGAGUUAGAUUCCCUCAAAACAGUUUUUCCUAUCUACUAGAUCUUUUGGGAAAACCAAUUGACAACCCAAUUGUUCAAUUGUAUAAAGAAAGAUUCCCAUAUUACAAUAUCAUUGCUGAUGAAGAAAGGAAUACAAUAGCCUUUAGACUUGAUAAAAAUACCACCUAUACUCCAGAGGAACUAAUUGCACAAAUUUUACAUAAGGGAAAGGAAUUUGCUGAAAACUCUGCAGGACAAGUGAUUAAUGAGGCUGUUAUCACUGUGCCUGGUUUUUUCAAUCAGGCUGAAAGAAGAGCUCUGUUACAAGCAGCCGACCUUGCAGGCCUUAAAGUUUUACAGCUGAUUAACGAUUAUACAGCAGUUGCCUUGAAUUAUGGGAUUUUUCGGCGAAAAGAAAUAAAUGAUUCAGCGCAUUAUAUUAUGUUCUUCGACAUGGGUGCCAGCAGUACUACGACUACUAUCGUAGGAUAUCAAAAUGUUAAAACAAAAGAAAAGGGUUAUGUGGAAACGAAUCCUCAGGUUAGCAUUUUAGGCGUUGGUUAUGAUCGAACUUUGGGUGGAUUGGAAAUGCAAAUUAGACUGCAAAACUAUCUGGCCAAAGAAUUUGACGCCUUGAAAAAGACUCCAAACUCGGUCUUUAAAAAUCCCAGAGCGAUGGCUAAGCUCUUCAAAGAAGCAGGUAGAGUUAAAAAUGUUCUCAGCGCUAAUGCAGACCAUUUUGCCCAAAUUGAGGGACUUCUUGAUGAGCAAGAUUUCAAGUUACAAGUUACCAGAGAUAAGCUGGAAGAAUUGUGUGCCGAUUUAUUUGAGCGUGUGGCUAAUCCUAUUAAAAUGGCAUUAGAUACUUCUGCUUUGACAAUGGACAUAAUAUCACAAGUUGUUUUGGUUGGUGCUGGUACUCGUAUGCCAAAGAUUCAGGAUAAGUUGACUGAAUUCGUUAAAAUGGAAUUAUCGAAAAAUAUAAAUACCGACGAGGCUGCAGCCAUGGGCGCCGUUUAUAAAGCGGCUGAUCUUAGUCAGGGUUUCAAAGUAAAGAAAUUUAUUACUAAGGAUGCCGUUCUGUUUCCCAUCCAGGUCGUUUUCGAUAGGAUAGUUGACGGCAAGACAAAGCAGGUUAAAAGAACGCUGUUCGGGAAAAUGAAUGCUUAUCCACAGAAGAAAAUAAUUACAUUCAAUAAAUAUUCUGAUGAUUUUAAAUUCAGUGUCAAUUAUGCUGAAUUAGAUCAUUUGCCACCUAAAGAAAUAGAGGCUCUCGGCAAUUUGAGCUUAUCGGUCGUUACUUUAACCGAAGUUGCUGAGGCUCUGGCAAAACAUGCAAAGGACGGUGCUGAGAGUAAAGGCAUAAAAGCGCACUUUGCAAUGGAUGAGAGCGGUGUACUAAAUUUGGUGAACGUUGAAUUGGUUUCUGAAAAAAUAGGUGCUGCUGUUGAAGAAGAAGAGGGUACUUUCUCAAAACUUGGCUCAACAAUAAGUAAACUUUUUGCAGGUUCAGAAGAUAAGGGACAGGGUGAUAAAGUAGAGGAAUUACCAAAGGAAGACAUAAAACCGGUUCAUGAGCAGCAGGAUUAUCCUGGUCAGCAAAAGGAAGCUGAAGAAAAUGCAAAGAAGAAAAAUGACACGAAAUCGAGCGAAGAUAAACCAACAAAUAAAACUGAGAAGUCAGAUAAAGAGAAGAAACUAACAGUGGUCACGAUUAAAGAGCCGAUUACAGCCGAGGAAAUUAAAUUGGGAUCACAACCUUUAGCUGGAGAGAAGUUGCUCGAAUCUCGUGAAAAAUUACAUGCUUUGGAACUCUACGAUUUGGAAAGAACGCGUCGCGAGAGUGCAUUCAACAAUUUAGAAUCUUUUGUCAUUGAUGCACAACAGAAAUUGGGAAUUGAUGAAUAUAUUGCAGCCACGACUCCAGAAGAAUCUGAAAAGAUUCUAAAAGCGUGCAGUGAAAUUUCUGAAUGGCUCUAUGAAGAUGGUUUUGAAUUGACUGCUGAUGUCUAUGAGGAGAAAUUGGCUGAGCUUCGAAAGCUAACCAAUGAUCUUUUUGAGAGAGUCUUUGAGCAUAGAGAACGACCAGAAGCUCUUAAGGGAAUGACGUCCAUGAUAAAUGGAAGUACUACCUUUCUGAAAAAUAUGCGCAACUUGACAAUUGCAAGUGAAAUCUUCACUCCAGUAGAGAUGGAAACCCUUGAAAGAGUUAUCAAUGAAACUCAGGAUUAUUAUGACACAAUUGUCAAGUAUGUAGCCGAAACCCCGUUAUUCGAAAACAUAAAAUACAAAGUGCGUGACAUAGCAAAUAAAAUGGCCCUUCUCGACCGGGAGGUGAAGUAUCUCGUUAGCAAAACAAAAAUCUGGAAAGCGAAGCAAGAUUCGUCUUCAAACCAAACGGAAAACACUGAAGAGGAAUCAAGUGGAAUGCCAGAGAGUUCAGAACCAGAAAUCACAUCAGAAGCGGAAAGCGAGAAACCUGAAGAAAAUGGAAAAGUGGAGAACGAAUAUACUGAAGAACACGGACAAGUAGAGAGCGAAGAUACUGAUGAAAAUGGAAAAGUAGAAAACGAAGAAAUAGCAAAGAAACCUUUACCAUUACCGGAAACAUCUGAUGGUCAGAAACAGUCCAAUGUUAAAAUUGAUCAACAACAUCAAGAACUUUAAAAAUUAUUUUUUUUAUUUAUAUCUAUAAAUUUUAAUUAUCCAUCGAUUGAUGCGCGCGUGGGCCAUUCAUUAUGCAGGAAAGUUUCACCAGUAUUUUGCCUAAACUUUAUCAAUUGGGUGUGCAGAAACCAUACGGGAUACUCUACGUAAAAGUUCUCAUGUCCAAAAAAAUCAUGUGCUAUUUAUUAUUACUACAUUAACCUCAUUAUAUGGGAGGCACCCCAUGUUGCCACCUACUGUAUAAUAUACUUGGCAUGCGAUUCGACCGAGUUCUCUUGAUAUCCCAUACCACUAUAUAAACGCAUUUACCGGUAUAUAAUGAAAGGAUAAGAAUGCCAUCGUCUCUGCAAGUAUAAAAGAUUGGUGAUGCACCAUGUUCCAAAGUCUUUACUGAAGAGUUCUCAGUGAAAAUUUUAAUAAUCAAUACAAUUCAUACUGUGUACAGUCAAGACUUAUAACAGUUGACUAGCUCACAUCUAUUACUUAGUGAAUUUAAACUUAUAAAUUAAACUGUUUAAAAAAGUAGGAGGCAGUUACAGUUUACUAAAGAGAAAUGAAGCUUGAUGAGCAGUGAUAUUGAUACUAAAAUUUGAUAUAUAGAACUUGCACUCUAUGUGAGUUUUGUGAUACAUUCAUAUUUCACUCUUUGCAAAUGUAACAGUAUCUUUUAUAGUUACAUAUUCAAGGGACAAACGUGAAACAUAAUGUGUAUAAAGUGUUGUUUCUACUGUGCAAAGAAUUUUAUAUUGCUUGCACUUUAAGUGAUUUAAUAUUAGGACGAACUAUCACAAAUGUAUUAGCUGUAUGUUUCAUUGUGAAAUUCUUUUUAGAUUUUUUGCAUAACAAAACGUGUCAUUCACUUUCAUUUUUAUCUUCUUUUGAAAAAAAUACAAUAACUCUGCAAUUUAUAAUAACAAAGUGCAUAAACAAAUAGUGCUUGCUCAAGAUUGUGACAUUUUAACACACUUAUUAACUGUGCCUCAAUCACAACUUCUUCACUUUAGUAAACUUGACAAUUAGAAAAUGAGAAUAGAUUGAUUGAUUCAGUGUCACAGUUCAAUACAGAACAUAUUCUUGUAUUUUCCAGAAUAAAUAGUCUCUUAAAUUAUUCCCUAUCGCUGUACCAGGAAGUUCAUGUGGGAUAAUGCAUGGAUAAAAAUUAAUGCUGAUUGAUAACUCAUGAUGUCUGUAUAAAUAAUUCGUCCUUGCAUUAUCAAUUUGAUUAAUUUUUGGUGAAUUAGUGAAUUACCAUCCUACUGUACUUAUUUUGCAUCAUUCCAUUGAAUUCCCUCUAAUCACAUUUCUGAUAAUUCAAUUUGUUAUUUAUUGGGUGAAUAAAAUGUAUUUAUUAGUAUAGGAUUUCAGCUAAAUAAAUCAUGAUGUUCUAAGGA
This is a messenger RNA of Cephus cinctus (wheat stem sawfly), 4445 nucleotides long. It is a transcript of the gene Grp170, whose product is annotated as hypoxia up-regulated protein 1. Gene Ontology annotation, molecular function: ATP binding; ATP-dependent protein folding chaperone. The transcript is spliced from 9 exons. Gene Ontology annotation, cellular component: endoplasmic reticulum chaperone complex. Bases 166 to 3054 code for a protein of 962 amino acids. Gene Ontology annotation, biological process: negative regulation of hypoxia-induced intrinsic apoptotic signaling pathway; endoplasmic reticulum unfolded protein response; cellular response to hypoxia. The record is from RefSeq and is a predicted model, not a curated record. Lineage: Eukaryota; Metazoa; Arthropoda; Insecta; Hymenoptera; Cephidae.